This is a messenger RNA of Aspergillus tanneri, 786 nucleotides long. Its product is annotated as MgtC/SapB family protein. The record is from RefSeq and is a predicted model, not a curated record. The coding region runs from base 1 to 786 and encodes 261 amino acids. Gene Ontology annotation, cellular component: membrane. Lineage: Eukaryota; Fungi; Ascomycota; Eurotiomycetes; Eurotiales; Aspergillaceae. The transcript has a single exon.
AUGCACGAGUUAUAUCAGAAUACGCGCGAGGAAUUAAUAAACAUCUGGAAGUUAGGACUCGCCGCCGUAUUAUCCGCCGCAAUCGGCCUCGAGAGAGAGCUCCAACACAAGAGUGCCGGACUUCGCACCAACACACUAGUUGGAAUCGGAUCUGCGCUAUUCAUGCUGAUAUCCAAGUCCGGCUUUUUUGACGUCCUCGACCAGUCUAUCGUGCUCGAUCCAUCCAGGAUGGCAGCUCAAAUUGUAUCUGGGAUAGGAUUCGUCGGGGGCGGGAUCAUAUUCAAACAGCAGAACGAAAUACGAGGCCUCACGACGGCCGCAGCCAUCUGGCUAAGUGCUGCAAUUGGUGCGGCAUGCGGAGCAGGUCUUCCAAUCCUGGCGUGUAUCACCAACGUGUUUUACUUUGUUGCUGUUCUGAUCUGUCCAUUUCUGUGGCGUUCGCUCGGGGGUCGGUUCCAUGCUCGUGAUGAAAUGGGGAUAUCAACUGUUAUACGGUAUCGAAAUCGAGAAGGAGGUCUGCAGGGGUUAUUGCAAGAGAUUCAGGAAGCUGGAUUUGAAGUUCGAUCGGUGGUGCGUUUGGAGCGAGUGGACACUCGGUUUCGAUUUUCGACUGUUGGAGAUCUCUCAGCAGAUGUAGAGACAGCCGAGGAUCAUAUAUUUGAUGCUUACCUUACAGUGCAUGGGAUGAAUUCGCUUACUGAGCUUUUCCAUGUUCUGUCUCACUUGGAGUAUGUGAUAUCGAUUACUGUGACCACGAGUCAAGCGAAUCUUUCAGGUGAAGUAUGA